Tilletiopsis washingtonensis is the source of this 1791-nucleotide messenger RNA. RefSeq lists its product as hypothetical. The record is from RefSeq and is a predicted model, not a curated record. Lineage: Eukaryota; Fungi; Basidiomycota; Exobasidiomycetes; Entylomatales. Bases 198 to 1580 code for a protein of 460 amino acids. The transcript is spliced from 2 exons.
CAUCAUCGAGCGCAUGGCGGGCAAGGCAGGCGUGGCGCACAAGGAGGCACAGGACUUGCCCGAGGGAGCGCGCGUGUGCGGGGGCGCAAAGUGCUGAGAAUGGCAGCGGCAAGCAGGGCAGUCAUGCUCCCUCCUUGUCCUUCGAUGAUUCUCUGUGCUCCCUACGCCCUCCGUGUUCACUUGUUGCUGUAAUCGUCAUGAUGACCCUCUCGUCGCCUGAGCAGCCUGCCGGCAAGUGCGCAGUGGGGGUUGCUGGGGCACCAUACGCGCCUCGUGCAGGCUUCGUGAGCCAUCACAGAUUUGCAGAAGCGCACGCUCUGCCGUUCUGCAUCGGCUGCGUCCUGUCUGAGCAUCAGACGCAAUGCCGAGCUCCUCCAGCAGGGGCGGGCGGGUGUCGGCUCAGGCGCGGACGUGCCGAGCAGCCGACGCGCCCGCGCAUCCUUGCUUCCCGACGUCCAUCACCUCUCUCGGCCUUCACCAGCGAGCCUUUCCCGCAGAGAUCGCAGCACACAGCGCUCAUUCAAGCCAUGCGUGUCCCCUCACGCACGCGCGCCGCGCUCGACGCGCUGCUCAAGGCGCACUUCCCCGCUCGCAGUCGCAGUCUGCUGAGUGCUCCAGCUCGCGCUGCGCUCCUUGACGAGCUGCUCCUCCUCUCCCUCGGGCUGCGCUCUGCCAUCCUUCUCUCGCUGCCCAGCAGCGCAGCGCACGCUCUGGCUGCAGCAUUGCGCCGCUGGACUGCGCCGCUCAAUGCCCAUCUACUCGUCUGGCUGCAUCAGCCGAGCGGCGCACUGGGCGUGCUCAACGUCGACGAGGUGCUGCGUUGCGCCGCUCAGCCGACACAACAGCCAGUCUGCGUCGAUGUGCGUGCCGAGAGCAGCGUUGGAUCUGUGCUGCCGGCGCUACCUGCCUCGUCCCGAGCGCUGCUCGACGCUCUUCUCGCUGCCUGCCAGCGCCUUGCGUCGGCCGAGCAGCAGCAGCAGCAGCAAGCAGCAGGCCGGCUACUCUUCCUGCGAGGCGGCCCGCGCGAAGCUGGCGUGGCGCUGGCGGGCUGGCUGCUAGGCUACAGCGUGCUCUACUGUCUCGGGCCACACGACUUCGACUGCGCCGCCACGCCUUCCGCAGAGCUCGUGGCUCAAGUGCCACUGCCGACUGCGCCGCAGGAGACGCAAUGGGACGCAGCGGCGCCCAACAAUCUCAGCGAUGCGCCGCUGGUGCUCUUCCAGGCGCUGCUGCUCCAGACUGCGCCGGCCACUGCCACGGCACAGCGCGAGGAAGCGGUGCUGUAUGCCUUCAGCGUGCCGCACGCUGCGCUGGCCGAAGUUGCCGCCAAGCUCGAGGGCGAUGAUGCUGGCGUCGCUUCUGCGGCGGCAGAUGAGCGCACAUGUCGCGAGACGCUGCUGGCGCUCAUUCGACGGCGCCUGCAAGCUCGCCAGCAGCGUGCCCUGGCGCAGCUGCGCGCCGCGGCACCCGCGACGCUCAACGACAACGACGACGACGACGAUGAGCUGCUGGCGUGGCUCGAGACGCUGCGGCUGGAUGCGGCGUGCGAAGAGGUCACCCUGCCGCUCGUGGCGCUGUGACGCUGAGCAGAGGGGUCGCAGCUGGGACAAGGGUGGAGCACGAUUGACACCAAGCCUCCCUCGACAAGCAUGGACCAUGCGGCCGCCGCAGCCCAAUCAAGCGCGGGCAGUCCCCACCGGCGGCAUCGCAACAGGACCACGCUCACUGGCUGUGCGGCAGUCUCUGAGGGAGGAGGAGCUCUCCUGCAGCUCCACAUCAAGACGCUGCCGC